Messenger RNA from Linnemannia hyalina, 3609 nucleotides. The record is from the annotation of a GenBank genome assembly. Lineage: Eukaryota; Fungi; Mortierellomycota; Mortierellomycetes; Mortierellales; Mortierellaceae.
AUGCUGUCCAACUCGAGAGAGACACGGCCGAUAUCGGCUUUGAUCUCUGUUUCGUCCAUCGCCGACCUCACGCUCUCUGGCGACACAGAGGAUGUCACAGGCAUGAAAGGACGUAUCCGACUAACUCGCGAUGAUGGAGCCAGGGGUGGUCGGUGGAUGGAUCAGUCCCGAAAGCAGGUGCAGGCAUACGACUAUCUAUGUCACAUUGGUGAAGCAAAAGAAUGGAUCGAGGCUUGUAUCUGCGAGGAGAUCGACGCCAUCACGACCUUGGAGGAGAGUCUUCGGAAUGGUGUUGUUCUGGCCAAGCUAGCCCGGUACUUCGACCCACCCUCAGUCAGAAAGAUCUUCGAGCACCCUGUCCUCCAGUACAAACACUCGGACAACAUCAAUUGCCUUUUCAAAGCCAUGCGCAAACUAAAGCUUCCAGAGAUCUUCAUUUUUGAGCUCACAGAUCUCUAUGACAAAAAAAACAUCCCCAAGGUCAUCUAUUGCAUCCACGCGCUCAGUCAUAUGCUCGCAACUCGAGGUAUGGCUCCCAACAUCAAAAACCUGGUCGGAGAGCUCCAGUUCACCGAUGCUGAGAUUCACGCAACCCGUCAGGGGCUGGACGCUGCAGGUAUCUCGAUGCCCAGUUUCGGCAACAUUGGAUCCGCUCUUGCCAAGGAACUCAAAGGACCUGUCGAGAGUGGUGUUGCCAGACAGACUAUUAUUGAGGAGGAGGAACCUGAACCAUUGGAAGAAAUAAUUGAACCAGAACCUGAGACUUUGCUUUCGAACCAAGAACUGCGGGACCUCUUCUGGGGCAACAACACGGAUUCGAUUGUGCGCUGCCAACAACUUCUCCGGGGGGCAUUGGAACGCAAGAGGUUCUUGGCCCGCCGCAACCUUCAUUAUGACAUGGAGGAGUUCUUGAUCACUCUCCAGGCCCAGGGACGUGGGGAGUUGGCAAGACGACGCUAUAGAGCGCGACUGGAUGAACUAUACGAAUUCGAACCAGAAGUCGUCAAAAUUCAAGCCCACAUGCGGGGAUUCUUGCAGCGGAAAAAAAUUGCAGAGAGACAACAGUUCUAUAGAGACAACAUGGAGAGCAUCGUCAAGGUGCAAAGUGUCUUCCGAGCCAAGGCAGCAGGAGACGCCUACCGCAGCCUGACCACGGGAGCAAACCCGCCCAUCUCGACACUCAAGACAUUUUUGCACCUCUUGAACGACAGCGAUUUCGACUUUGAGGAAGAACUGGAGCUUGAGAACCGGCGUCAGAGUGUUGUCCGUCGCAUCCGUGAGAACACCCAAUCAGAUGCCCAGUUGAACGAACUCGAUAUCAAAAUUGCGCUUCUGGUUCAGAACCACAUCACCCUCGACGAGGUCCUCAAGACGACCUCGUCCCUCACCAAGAAGAAGCAGCAACGCCGUAUGUCGAUGCCCAUCUCUGCGACCAGCAACCCCUUCACCCUCAAGUCGUUGGACCGGGAGAGUCGCGAUCGGCUGGUCCUCUACCAGCAGCUGUUCUAUCUGUUGCAGACCCAGCCUACCUACUUCAGUAAGCUGUUCUUCAUGAUGUCCAAGACGGGGCUCUUCUCGGACAGGAUCAAGAAGCAGAUUGAGGGUGUUGUCUUGACCCUCUUUGGAUAUGCCCAGAACUCGCGCGAGGAAUACCUAUUGCUCAAGCUGUUCAAGCAAUCGAUCUUUGAGGAAGUGGAGCAGAUCUUGAACGUGAACGACUUUAUGCGAGGCAACUUCAUGUUUGUCAAGAUGGUCAUGAUCUACGUUCGUGGGGCCAAGGAGCGUCGCUACCUCCGUGAUCUCUUGGGACCACUUGUCCGACAGGUCCUCGAGGACGACUUUUUGGACUUGGAGAGUGAUCCUCUCAUGAUCUACAAAGCCAGUAUCAAUAACGAGGAAUUGCGAACCGGUCGCCCUUCAGAUCGCCCAUUGCACAUCGACCACACCGAAGCCCUGAACGACCCCGAAACCCGUACGACGUUUAUCCGUCACUUGCAGGAACUCCGUCUUCGCACAGAGAUGUUCUUGGAUGCCAUCUUGGAGAGUUUGCCCAGGAUGCCCUAUGGUAUCCGUUACAUUGCCAAGGAGGUCGGAAACGCCCUCCGGUCAAAGUUCCCUCAUGAGUCCGAGGAGAGCAUCACCAAGGCUGUUGGUAACCUGAUCUAUUACCGAUACCUCAACCCCGCCAUCGUUGCGCCAGAAGGUUUCGAUGUUAUUGAGGGAGUUGUGAGCCCCAUGCAGCGAAAGAACUUGGCUGAGAUCUCCAAGAUGCUGAACCAGAUCUCCGUCGGAAAGCUGUUUGCAGACGACAAUGUCUACCUGAAGCCCCUCAACGAAUAUGUUGGCUACGCUGGUCUCCGUUUCGCCAAGUACUUCAAGAACGUUGUGGAGGUUGCGGAGCCAGAGAUGCAGUUUGAGGUGAACCAGUAUAUCGACCAGGUGAACACCAUCCGCCCAACAGUCUACAUGUCCCCCUUCGAGAUCUUCACCAUGCACGCCAUGUUGAUCGACAAGAUCGACAUCCUCGCACCCGAACUGGACGACCCUCUCCGCGUGAUCCUCUCCGAACUCAACAACCCACCCUCGGGCUUUGAAGAACACUCGCAGGGUCAUGGCGAAGUCUGUCUCACUCUCCAGAACCGAUUCACGGCCAACUUGGACGAUCCCGAUAUGGACCUCAAGCACCUCUUUGUCGAGACCAAGCGGUACAUUCUGAGCAUCAUCCGUAUCCAGUCUGGUCGCAACUUGAUGGAGAUUCUUGAACGCCGCGUGACGGUCCAUGAGGAGCAGGCCUGGGAAGACCUCAAGGCGACAGAGAUGAAGAGACAGCGGCAACAUCAUCAGCGGCGGCUUGAGAAUGGGUCCGAGUCGUCGUUGAACGAGUCAAGUCAGUGGCGGUCUGCGUCGGGUCCCAAUAUGGUUGAUAUGAACGCGAUGCGGUUUAUCGAACUCAAACAACGCGCCAUUGACGGGAUCCUGCAGUUGGAAUCGACGGGCAAGGUCACCAGGAAGAACGGGUACCAGGACAUGAUCAACGCGAUCGCGGUCGAUAUCCGGACAAAGCACCGUCGUCGGAUCCAACGUGAGGUAGAACUGGCUCAAGUCAAGCAGACCCUGUCCAACCUUAACGAGAAGAGGCAUUUCUUGGAGAGCCAGAUCAAGUCCUACCACGACUAUGUCGAGUCCUGCAUGACAAAUAUCACCACCAAGAAGGGCAAGAAGCAACGCUACAUCAUGCCCUUCACCAAACAAUACUUCCAUAUUCGAAACCUCCAACGCCACGGAAAAGUCCCGCAAUUCGGAUCUUUCAAGUAUACUGCCCAGCGGUUGUUUGAGAAGGGUGUCCUGUUGAACCUCGACGGUGUUAGUCCCAAGCAAUACUCUCAAAUCUCAUUGACAAUCUCCUGUGACGAGCCUGGGCUGUUCCAGAUCGAGGCUGAGACGUCGAUUAUGAUGGUUCGUUUGCCUGUGUCGACAAUGGAGUUGCGACUGGAGGAUCUGUUACAGUGCCAGUUCAACAAUAUCCAGAUCAUGAGCCUCUUUGAUGAUAUGGCCAAGGUGAACGUCAACCUGCUCCUCUUCCUUGUCAACAAGAAGUUCUACAUCUAG